AAAUCUAUGCAGAAAGGGAACGUACACCAGCACCACCUGUGACGACUAAAAGUGUAACUUCUCGGCCAGACCCUGUUCGAACGACAGUCGCCCCUCCAACCACGUUGGCUGCACAACAGUAUCUUCCGUCGUGUAAUGACAUCAAGAGGGCGGGCUACACUGAGGACAAUUUCUAUGGCAUCGAUCCCGAUGGUUCUGGAGGUGUCGAGCCCUUCACUGUCAAAUGCGAUAUGACGACUGAGCUGGAUAUAGGAUUGACUAUUGUUCAGCACGCUAAAAAAUCCCCAGUGCGCGUUAGAAAUCGUGACAAGCCCGGACAAUUUGAAUUCCGACCAGACUACCAAGUGACGACAAAUCAACUUAAAAAACUUGUGAUGAACUCCCGUUCAUGUAGGCAGUAUGUAGCC
Messenger RNA from Anneissia japonica, 407 nucleotides. RefSeq names its product contactin-associated protein-like 4. The transcript has 2 exons. The record is from RefSeq and is a predicted model, not a curated record. NCBI's taxonomy places the organism in Eukaryota, Metazoa, Echinodermata, Crinoidea, Comatulida, Comatulidae. The annotation marks the transcript as partial.